Messenger RNA from Protopolystoma xenopodis, 402 nucleotides. The record is from the annotation of a GenBank genome assembly. Lineage: Eukaryota; Metazoa; Platyhelminthes; Monogenea; Polystomatidea; Polystomatidae.
AUGUGUUUACCUUUUAAUAUUACAUCCUUGCAGGAGGAGGCUGCUGGAAAACGCAAGAAACUUCGAAAACUUGGCCAAAUGUAUUUGCAGGCCAAGGCAGAAUUGGAGGAUCUAAGAGGAGAACAUGUUCGCGAAAUGGAAGGGCUUCUUGAAAAUAUACGUCAACUUAGCAGAGAGUUGGCGCUCUAUAUGUUGAUAAUAGACCGAUACAUACCAAAAGUUUACCAGGACAUGAUCGAGGGACAUGUUCAAUGGAAUGACGAUAUCGGCGAAUGGCAACUGCGCUGUGUUGCAUACACGGGAAACAACAUGAGAAAGCCUGAACGCGAUCGAACUGAGCCUGUAACUUUGAAAAUUUGCAUAAACUGUUUUAUAUCAAUAGAUGACUGUGAUCGUCGUUAA